This is a messenger RNA of Neoarius graeffei (lesser salmon catfish), 5167 nucleotides long. RefSeq names its product epidermal growth factor receptor pathway substrate 15-like 1a (gene eps15l1a). Bases 14 to 2749 code for a protein of 911 amino acids. NCBI's taxonomy places the organism in Eukaryota, Metazoa, Chordata, Actinopteri, Siluriformes, Ariidae. Gene Ontology annotation, molecular function: calcium ion binding; cadherin binding. The transcript is spliced from 25 exons. The record is from RefSeq and is a predicted model, not a curated record. Gene Ontology annotation, cellular component: cytoplasm; plasma membrane; clathrin coat of coated pit. Gene Ontology annotation, biological process: endosomal transport; endocytosis.
AGCAACAGGGAAAAUGGCAGCCCUCACCACCCUCACUCAGCUGUCGAGUGGGAACCCAAUGUACGAAAACUUUUACAGACAGGUCGAUCCAGGAAACACAGGGAGGGUUGGCCCUACAGAGGCUGCUUUGUUUCUGAAGAAAUCAGGCCUGCCGGAUAUCACUCUGGGAAAGAUCUGGGACCUCGCUGAUCCAGAUGGAAAAGGUUUCCUGGACAAGCAGGGAUUUUAUGUUGCUUUGCGGCUCGUGGCCUGCGCACAGAGCGGACAGGAUGUCUCUCUUGCAAGUUUAAACCUCACUGUCCCGCCUCCUAAAUUUAAGGACCCUAGCAGCCCAUCAUUAAGUGGUGUUUCAUCAACAGACAGUCACUGGGCCGUUAGACCUGAAGAGAAAAGCAAGUUUGAUGGUAUUUUUGACAGUCUUGUGCCUGUAAAUGGGUUACUUUCUGGAGAAAAGGUCAAACCAGUUCUUAUGAACUCAAAGCUGCCAGUGGAUGUGCUAGGAAAGGUUUGGGAUUUGAGCGAUAUUGAUAAAGAUGGGCACCUAGACAAGGACGAGUUUGCAGUCGCCAUGCACCUGGUGUACCGAGCUCUGGAGAAGGAACCUGUUCCCUCCAUUCUACCCUCCUCCCUCAUCCCUCCAUCCAAACGCAAGAAGUCUGUGGGCUCCUUAUCCAGCAUGGCACCUGUGUUGCCAGGAAGCCCACCUCCUCCUAAAGACAGCCUGCGAUCCACACCAUCACACGGCAGCAUGAACUCACUGAACAGUGCUGGGAGUCUGUCACCUAAACACACACUCAAAUCCACACAGCACUCCGUAAACUGGGUAGUGCCGGUAGCAGACAGAGGACGCUAUGAUGACAUCUUCCUCAAAACGGACGCCGACCUUGAUGGCUUUGUCAGCGGCCAAGAAGUGAAAGAGAUCUUCAUGCAGUCUGGCCUUCCACAGAACAUUCUGGCACAUAUAUGGGCUUUGUCAGACACACGGCAGAUUGGCAAGCUGACCCGAGAGCAGUUCACCCUGGCCAUGCACUUCAUUCAGCAGAAAGUGAGCAAAGGAGUGGAUCCUCCACAGGCCCUGACCCCGGACAUGAUCCCUCCGUCGGAGAGAGGAACUCCCAAUAUGUCAGGGUACAUGACCCCUGUAGGCUCGGAGAUGGUAGCCCUGACCGAAAUGCGCAGAGACAGCUCCAGCUCUGUGGGGUCUGGUGAAUUUACAGGAAUCAAAGAACUGGAUGAUCUAAGUCAGGAGAUUGCUCAGCUGCAGAGGGAGAAAUACACACUGGAGCAAGACAUCAGGGAGGCAGAGGAAGCCAUAAGACACAAAACUACUGAGGUUCAGGAAAUGCAGAAUGAUCUGGACCGAGAGACGUGCAGUCUGCAGGAGCUGGAGGCCCAGAAGCAGGACGCUCAAGACCGACUGGAUGAGAUGGACCAGCAGAAGGCCAAGCUGGAAGACAUGCUCAAUGAAGUGCGACAGAAGUGCCAGGAGGAGUCUCAAAUGAUCUCGUCACUCCAAAGUCAGAUCCAUUCUCAGGAAUCGGACCUGCUGAACCAGGAGGAGGAACUGAGUCGAGCUAAAGCAGACUUGACUCGGCUACAGCAGGAGGAGAGCCAGCUGGAGCAGAGCUUGCAGGCCGGCAAAAUCCAACUCGAAACCAUCAUUAAAUCCCUGAAAGCCACACAAGACGAGAUCAACCAGGCUCGCAGCAAGCUCUCUCAGAUCCAGGACAAUCAGCAUGAGAUAAGCAAAAGCAUCGAGCAGUACAGCAGCGCUCUGAAUGGCACACAUGGAGGCAGCAUGACUAACCUGGCCGACAUGAGUGAGGGGUUCCCCGACAAGGAGAAUGGGGGCUUUGGGGUUAUGGACGACCCAUUUAAAGUGAAGACGAGUGUGUUCAGCACAAACUCUCAGGAGAUGCACACAGACCCUUUUCAGUCUGAAGACCCAUUCAAAUCCGACCCUUUUAAAGGUGAUCCCUUCCAGAACGAUCCUUUUGCCAAGCAGCCUCCCACAGCAGCAGAUCCAUUUGGUGGAGAUCCGUUUAAAGAGACAGACCCAUUCAAGACCACCUCAGAAGACUUCUUUAAGAGGCCAGCCAAGGCUGAUCCCUUCACCAGCUCUGACCCUUUCAGUAAAAGUGCCACUCUUCCGGUAAAGUCUCAUCACUUCUCGAGCAGUGACCCUUUCGCUUCCACCAGCCCCAAACACAAAGGCUCAGACCCAUUUGGGACUCUGGACCCCUUUGGAAGCAGCUCAUUUGGCAGCAACAGUGGCUUUGCUGAUUUCAGUCAGAUGUCAAAGCAGACCUUCACUGACGACCCCUUCAACCAAAGCCAGGACACCCCAGCUCUCCCGCCCAAGAAGACCAUACCACCUCGGCCCAAGCCUCCCAGUGGUAAAAGCACUCCAACUAACCUAUCUGGAUCUGCGGAUUCAGCCAAGACGAGCGAUCCCUUCCAGCCCUUUGGCUCUGACGCUAACGACCCGUUUCAGAGUAAAAAGGGGCUCGGGGACCCAUUUAGUGGCAAAGAUCCGUUUGCUCCAUCUGCUUCAAGUAAAGCCACUAAAGAUUCUUCCUUGGGUUUUGCAGACUUCAGCUCUUUUGGGAAUGAGGCACAGCAGAUGGAAUGGGCCAAGCGUGAGAGCGAGAGAGCUGAGCGCGAGAGGCUGAAGAGACUCAGGCAACAGGAGCAGGAGGACCUGGAACUGGCCAUUGCGCUCAGCAAAGCCGAGAUGAAUAACACCUGAAUUCUGGCUUCUCCCUCUCACUGACCAUCUUUAUUCCGCUGCAGAAGAGGAAAGAGUGCAUAUAUAUAAUGUGUGUGUGUGCACGCGUGAAAGAGAGCAAGCGAGCGAUGACGUAUGAGUGAGAUGCGUAUGAUGAGAGAAAGCGUUUUUAACAUCUUUUAUUUUAUUUUACUGUAAUGAUGGGGCAACCCAUGUGUUAUGUGAAUGGGCUUGUUCAUUCUACAUGCACUGCGUUAACCUGCACUACUCUGACACAUAGCUUAUUUAAGGCAUUUGUGUGUGUUUGUGAGAGAGAGACAGAGAGAACCUGUGAACAGAGCCAGCCAUAAUGAGUUUAAUCAGGAAUAAUAAAAUUCACACACAUUCCCACUUAACCCCAAAGACAUGUUUGGUGUCUCUCAUUUGCACAUUUAAGGGUCUUUUUUUUAAAAAAUAGAGGCCUCUACCCCUAAAAACCUUUUGUGUAAAUAUUGUCCACCUCUUGGCCUUCAGUGAUGUCACCCAGACAUGGUUUAGGACAUCCAAGAAAAGCUGAAAGUUGUUGGCAUUGUUUGGAAUCGUUUCAAGUCAAGUUUAUUUGUAUAGCGCUUUUAACAAUAGACACUCUCACAAAGCAGCUUAACAGAAAAUUAAAGACUUUAAACAUGAGCUAAUUUUAUCCUCUAAUUUAUCCCCAAUGAGCAAGGCUGUGGUGACGGUGGCAAGGGAAAAACUCUCUCAGAUGACACGAGGAAGAAACCGUGAGAGGAACCAGACUCAACCGGGAACCCAUCCUCAUCUGGGUGAUAAGAUAGCAUGAUUAUAAAUAACUUGCUUCUAUAAUAGUGUCCUGUAUCGUCACAAAGUGUAACUGUGUAACCAGGAAAAUCAUUAUAGUUUCAACAUGAAGUCUAUUUUGUUGAAGUUAUUAACUGUUCAUUGAUGGAAACUUAAGUGCAAAACUGUUCAUGACAACUGCAGUCCUAAAGUUAUCAUGGCAAUUGUAGUCCUCAGCCAUCAUAGCAGAACUUUAAGUGUUCAGAGCCAUCUUCUAAUGCCGCUUUUCCACUACCAAUGUGGCUGAGUUGGGCUGAGCCGUGCCGUGCUGAGUCGGGCUGAGUCGAGCUGAGUUGGGCUGUUGGAGUUGCAUUUCGACUACAACCGCGCUGAACCGUGCUGGCUGGAAGUGGGUGGACACAUUGGGUGGAGUUAGCAAAAGUGGGUGGACGUCACGUGAUGUCGUUAGGCAGCGCAAACAGCGACAUCAGUGAUCUUUUAAGCGGUAGUCUCACGACACGGAUAGUAAACAAUAAACAUGGAGGACAUGGAGUCGUUAGUGUUGCUGGUCUUGGUGCUGUGGCUUGUUGUCACCGACAACGCCAACAGAUACUGGCAAGAGCGUAUAGAUGAGGUGAGGCACAUAAGGCUUCAGAAAUUCUCGUAAUUCUUCUUCUUCCGGGUUUGCGGUGUUUACAGAUCCCAGCGUGCUCGCGGGGCGUGUGUGGGCAUGUGAGGACACUCCUCCUCACCAAUCAGUGCACAUGGAGUGUCUCCUCAUGCCCCCAGCCCCACUCGGCUCGGUUUGGCUCGCUUCAGCCCCACUCCAAAACCGUGCGAGUAUUGGGUGCUGAGUAGGGCUGAAGCGAGCUGAGUCAUGCUGCUCUGAGAUAGUCGAAACGCGAGCCGUGUUGGGCUGAAGUGAGCUGAAGCGAGCUGUAGUGAGCUGAAAAAGGGUAGUGGAAAAGGGCCAUAAGUACGACUUUCGACUGUCCAUACGGGGCCAUCCUCCACAGGAGCAGUGUGAUGAGACUCCAGCCAGACGUAGGGCAUCAGGAUGGAUCAGGCGGGUACGAGGAGCAAAAGAGGUCAGCAUCACUGGUGUCUCAGGAUCGACAUGUAACAACAGAGAGAGACAGAGGGAAGAGACGAGAGAGAGAGAAACAUCAUUUAACCUCCCCCUCCCCCCCAAAAAAAAUCUCAACAGCCUAUUGUUUUAAUACAAAACAAAGCCAAAGGACUAACCUUGAAGAACUUGCAUAGUCCUUGUCAACAAAUGAAGAGAACCAGAGGUGAAGGUGGAAGUUGGCAAGCUGUGAAAAGUACAGUAUUGUCCACUUUUAGAGCUACAUGCUCGGAAAAAUGUGCAAUCUGACAGAGCUGAGGCAAGCCCCCAAAACACACACUGAGUUCUUUCAGAAGAAGCGUAAUCUGGAGAAAGGUCAUUGGCUGCUGACCUUCAUGAUGGUAGAGUCAUGGAGAGUCACCUUUUUCUUGGACAGAAUUCUCAGAGACCUGAAGCAUAUGAAGCCAGUCAACCACAUCUUUUCAAACUGCUGCAUCACAGGACAGCAUAAUACCCUCUGAGGAAAGUGCAGUCUGCCCUCUUCCACAUACAGUUGUGGUCAGAAGCUUACAUACACUCAUCAUGGGCAUGAAUGU